Molecule: messenger RNA, 2734 nt
Organism: Babesia bovis T2Bo
Lineage: Eukaryota; Apicomplexa; Aconoidasida; Piroplasmida; Babesiidae
Product: putative integral membrane protein
Exons: 1
Coding region: 81-2654 (857 amino acids)
Source: RefSeq, a predicted model, not a curated record
CUAUGUAGUUAUUUUUCAAUAGCCUAUUGAUGUCUUUACACCUUGUAUUGUACGACCAUCGCCAAUGCUUUUAGUUCGUUAUGGCACACUCUGACUUAAACGUGACUAGUGAAUGGGUUUUAUACUUAUCGUUGGGAGAUUGUUCACUAUCCAGUAGUCGUAAUCUGUCGCAUGGUAUCAGAGAGUCAAUCAACCUUUUGUCUUACAAUGGUCGAACUAAAUGCCCAAAUACUUUCUCUAGGAAUAAUAGAACAGCAUUGCAUCAUUACAAUGAUUAUCUAAAACCUAGAAAAGCAAGAAAAGAUGUCGGUAAAUAUCAUGAAAAAGAUGAAGACAAAAGUCCGCAACUUCAUGAGACUGAUGUAUCCCUAUCGCAUAAAUGCAUAUCAAGUCAUAAAUCACGACUUAUAAAUCUAGCUAAAAGCAGAAGACGACAGUAUGUAACUUCCGAUGGCGGUGAUAAAAACCAUUUUCAAGAAACAAAUGUGGAUUGUACCGUCACACAAAAACGGACCAAACAGUCAAAUACGAGUUCUGAUGUUUCCCAUGGAUUGAUGGAAUCUAGAUGGCAUUUGAAAAUAGUUAAAUCGUCACCUUAUAAUUUGGUUAAAAGGUCAAAUGGUUUCUUUCAAUCAUAUAUAUUACCACCAUACGGUAUGAUGUCCUUGGGAAUUUCAACUCCGACACGGAAUGAGCUGAAAGUCUGGAGCUCGUUCAAUGAUCUUCAGCAAAAAAUAGGAAUUCAGAUAUUCGAAAAAUCAAUGUAUCAGUCAACGGUGCUGCGCUGCCGUGCGUUCAGUUUAUCUUGGGGGAUAUUAAUGCUACGGAUAAAUGAUGUCAUUAAGUCAUCUAUUUAUGAUGGUGCUGCUAAUAUGAUUAAAUUGCUGAAGCGUAAUAGUAUCAUAGGCACUCUUUUACAGGUUAUUGUAGUUGAUGCAGGUCUUAUUACGGAAGAUAAAAACAAUCUCCUGAAUAUGGUCAUUGAUGUAAUAGAUGAUAUCACUCAGAAGGAAAUUAUUUUUAUCAAAGUAAAACCAUACAACGCAUUACAAUCAAUAUUUGAACAAAUCAAUGCGAUGCUAAAGAUUCGUGUUGCCUUUUCACGCCCUCUGGUAGAGGGAGAAGUUGACAAGGCUUUGCGGAGAGGUACACUGGAGAAUAUCGUAAACCUCUUUAAUUGUGAUUGGGCGAAAAGGCGUCUAGUUUUUGUAAUAGACAAAAUAACAUAUGAACUGAACGAACUGCUGCUCAUAUUACACGAAAUACAAGUGGAAAGUGAUGUGAAUGUUAGCUGCGUUAUAUCUUCGAACUGUUGGUACUCAAACGUUGAAGAUCAUAUAUCUGAAAAUCUCCUUGAAAAGAUUACGAUUGAAACUUGUGAUGUAAUAUCUGUAUGUAAACUUUCUGAUGAUAUUUUAAACAUCAUCUUAUGUGACUCGGAAACACAGUGUUUUGUACCACACCUUCAUUCGUUGGAAACGAUUUGGAACUUUUUGUACGACGAAAAGAUGUCUAUAGAAACACUCAUAAGGUAUAUCUAUAAUGUAUAUGAAUCGUAUUAUAUUGGGUCACAGGUGAACUUUUUAUCAAGUCCUGAUAUUUGUGAAGUUAGUUGGAAUGCAUCCCCCGUGGAAUUAGAACCCUUUUAUAAUUUAGAUGAUAGAAGAGAGGUUGUUGGAGAUAUUUACUGUAAGUUGGCCCUUUUAUGUUGCGGAUGCAUCCUAUCUGUGUCUCAUUGUGCGUAUUUCCAGUUGUUAUUGAACAAUGAUGGAUCGAUCGAAACCUUUGCGCUCCAGGCUUUACCUCAUGAAGCUCUGAAAAUAACGGAAAGACGUUUAUCUUUACAGUUAGGUAUGAGAUUUUUGCAAAAACUUAUGUUAAUUUUGCCUAAUUGUCAACGUGCUCGAGGACGGUUAGCAGUACUAUCCAAAACAAUUUGUGGUAAAAAUUCAGAUAUCCUUAUAGGCGAUUUGAUUAAAAGGAUAUCCUACACAAUGCAAUCGAAUCUUGGAGAAAGGAACAAUGACAUUGGUGAAGUUUUGAAAGCAGAAUAUCCCUACUUCGUUUCCUUGUAUCCAACAGUGGCCUCAAUGAUGUCAUUACUAGGUCGACCGCCAAAGUACGAUCUUUCGCACGAAUAUUGGGACGUUUUACAUAAAAAGGUUGGGUAUGUAGAUAUAGCCAUAUUCGUCGAACACUUGCUAACAACUUUGUUGUUACCAACCUUAAAAUCUGCGAGUCGAAUGUUUUUUUAUAUGAUGAUGCCAAAAUCCGGGGUAUUCGAUACAAAAUGGAAUGUUUCGGGAAACGUAUUGCUUCAUAGUAAGCCAAAAUCUUGCUAUACGUAUAUCAAAGAAUUCGUGGCCUUAACCAAAUGUUUGCCGAGACGUCCAAUAAAUUUGUGGGAUCUGUUCUCUCUGUUCUCUGCUAAAUUCCCUAAUGAAAUGUUCUCCAAGUUGUUUGUUGUCUUCAUUAUCUGCGUAGAAACAGUCACACAAAUUUGGGGUUACUACGCACUGAUUAUAUCAAAAUCAUCGCGGUAUACUGCUAUACAAAAUAAGCGGUCAAAGACAUUAACCACAUUGCUGAUUGCCAUUAGAUCGCGUUUAUCACACCUGAAACUGAGGCGCAUACACCUGGGUUGUGAGUUAUAACGUAUAUUGGCCGCAUGGAGUUUUUAUACUUAUGUUGCGUAUUGAAUUUGUUAACGUAUAUUACCAGCAACGGGUAAAAU